Messenger RNA from Colletes gigas, 2417 nucleotides. It is a transcript of the gene Rbpn-5, whose product is annotated as rab GTPase-binding effector protein 1. Lineage: Eukaryota; Metazoa; Arthropoda; Insecta; Hymenoptera; Colletidae. The transcript has 9 exons. The record is from RefSeq and is a predicted model, not a curated record. Gene Ontology annotation, molecular function: GTPase activator activity; metal ion binding; growth factor activity. Gene Ontology annotation, cellular component: intracellular membrane-bounded organelle. Bases 339 to 2219 code for a protein of 626 amino acids. Gene Ontology annotation, biological process: endocytosis.
GUCGAUUAUCGAAUAUGCGUCGUAUGAAAUAUCGAUACCAAUUAACAAGGAAGUGGUGAUAAUAUACCGCUAGUGGACCGCUAAAUUGUUGAGGUUGAUUUUCUGUAUCAUCGAACGUGACAUCGUUUUGUACGGGUAGGCGCGUUCGCGAUCCAUCAGUAUUCGUCGUUAUAAUGAAUGCCAGCAAGAUUUGAACGCGUUUGUCGCGGCACCCGUGCCAUAAUGUCGCCGAACGAUACAACCGAGGACAGCACCAGAAUACAUUUUUCUGCCUUGCUCGAAAGGCAGUGACCCACCUUGACAAAAUUCCAUUCGUUACCGAUUUAAUACGCUGAAUAAUGGAGAACCAUACUACGCAGGAUAAUACGAUCAACAUGAACGGAAGUGAGGAUUUGCAGGAAAAAGUAACUAGACUGGAAUCGGAGAACGCGAAAAUGCGAGAGGAAUUUAACAUACAGAGAGCCAAGUUGAAAGAACUGUUCCUUCAGAAAGAAGAAGAAUUGAAGAGACGGUUACAAGAUAACACGUGUUUGCAAGAGGAAAACACAAGACUGAAAAACGAAUUGGACGAAGCUAAAAGUCAAGCGGUGGUUGCCGAUCUUAAAAUAGAAAACGACAUACUUAUAGAGAAAAGAAAAGCUCAAGAGGAGAUAGCGUCCUUGCAACGCGUUAUACACGAAACCGUGGAGGAGUCUUCGUGCUCUCGCAAACGACUAGACGCCGAAAUAAACGGAUUGAAGGCCACGCUUUCCAAGUUGCAAGAGGAGAACGCGUUACUGAAGUCCCAGUUGCCUCGUGACCCACCUGUAGAUAGCCCGCAGAUAUCGUUGUCCACCGUAACAAAAACGAUAGCUCGAAAAGUAGUUAAGCAAAUAGGCGCCGACGCUUUGUCUUUAGGUCCUGACAAUCUCGAAGAAAGCAUGAGGAAGGUAAAAAGAUAUGCACAGGAGGACGCGGAAGUUUUACGUUCGUUGGUAGUGCCGCUCGAAGAAGAGAUAAAAGCCUUAAAAGAGAAACUGAGAGCGACGGACGACGAGUUACAGAAGUGUAAAGAGGCACAGUCGCUGAGAAAACAACGGGAAUCCGGUUCCUUUGAACCCAUGUGCGAUAUGUGCGCGAAUUACGAGGCGCAAUUAGUCAAGAUGCAAGCGAACGCUAAAGAUAUGGAGAAACAGCUGUCCGACUCGGAACGGAUGCUGCAAGCGCAAAAAGACGAUUUAGCUAAGGAGGUGGAAUUUCGUAAAGAAAUGGAAGAGAAAUGGAACGAGAAGAAAGAGGAGCAUAAAAUCAAAGUGGCCGAGCUCACUGUCAUGUCGCAAACGGUGCAACAGACGUUGACAGACCUGAAAAAAACGUUUGAACACGUUCAGAGAAAUGUAAAAGACGAACUUGUAAUACUGACGCGAGGCCGUGAAGAAGUGCAGAGGCACCUUGUCGCACUGCAAAAGGAAAAUGAGAAUCUAGUUGGUAAGCAUAGCAAACAUUCUCAGCAACUGCAGAGCGAGAGCAUCAAUAUGCCGAAUAAUGUCGAGGAGUUGCACGUUAGUCUUUUGAAAAUGCGCGAGGAUUUGAUCACCGCUAAAGUUGCUCAAGAAGUGGCGCAAGAGAAGGAGGAGACGUUGCGAUACGAAGUGACCUUGCUUCAAGAACAAAUGGAACAGGAGAGCAGAGUGAAAAAACAAGAAGCACUGGCAUUGAAGAACGAAAUUAGCGGACUUAGGACACAAUUGGAUAAAUAUAUACGAGAUCAUCGAUCGCUCGCCGAGAGGGAGGAGAAGCUCGAUCGUUUGGAGAAACAGUUGGACGUAGUUUUGAAAGAAAAUAAAGAGGCUGAAUUGAAAGUGGCCGAAUUACGACAAAGAGUUACCAGUCUUCAGCAAGAACUGGACACCAGCGAAGCAGUUCAGAAAGACUUCGUCAGAUUGUCGCAGUCGUUGCAGGUACAAUUAGAAAGAAUUAGGCAAGCCGGCAGUGAAGUGAGAUGGCAACACGAAGAAGAUGUGGAGGAAUGCCCUAGUUGCCAUACUUCUUUCACGGUUACGAAGAAAAAGGUGCAUUGUCGUCAUUGUGGCCAUAUAUUUUGCCAGUCCUGCCUUUCGCACGUCGUGAAAAGUGGACCGAAACAAAGACCAUCCAGAGUCUGUGAUGUUUGCCAUACUUUAUUGGUGCAAGAUACAGCGCCAUAUUUUAGCCAAGAACCACCACACACACCUGAUUAAUAUUCUAACGCAAAGCCAGUCCAACAAGAUGUGCAAUAUCGAUUUGGAGGAUGUAGAGAUGCUACUAGCGCGGAAAGGGGGGCUAGAUAAAAUUCCUAUUACCUGACAACUGGAGUGAUAAGAUAAAUAUCGUGUAAAUACGAAUUAUGUACUACUUAAUGUUUAUUGUAAUUUAAAAGAUUAAAGCUUUUGAAUGUA